Molecule: messenger RNA, 1331 nt
Organism: Abrus precatorius (Indian licorice)
Lineage: Eukaryota; Viridiplantae; Streptophyta; Magnoliopsida; Fabales; Fabaceae
Exons: 1
Coding region: 420-968 (182 amino acids)
Source: RefSeq, a predicted model, not a curated record
ACAGCUUACAUAAUUAUUAAUUAAUAUACAAUAUCUAUAAAAGAAUACAAAAGCAACUCAAACCUACCAAUCCAGGUAUGAAGUGGAUAUGUAUGACUAUGACGCUGACACAUAAUCAACGAACCAGUGCAGCAUAUGCUGUCAACACCGUAUAAAAAUUCUUCAACUUCAACGGCUCCUAAACUCUUUGCUUAGUCAAUCCCGAAAAUGCCCUCACUAAACAGUAAAAUAAACAAUCGUCAUUCAUCAACUAACGUCACAAAAAUAAUGAAACCAGUUGUAUGGUGGGCGAUGACUAAGUCGCUGAUAAGUGUGAAUGAUUAGGGUUAGGAUUCAAUUGUAUUCCAUAUAUUAAUAUUAGACACUGUAUUGGAUUAUUAUGCACUUCCACUGAAACUAGAAGAACACAGUAAUAGUUUAUGCACGGUUCUGGCAUGUCCAAUUCGCAACACACGGUGCUUGAUUCAACCGGCGACGGUGAAGAGAGGUCAAACUCUCUCUUUGCGAACACCCGCUGCAGCUUCUGCUUCCCCUGCUGUUUCGGUUCUUCCCGUCAUUCGGCUACGGUUGGGUUAGCGUGGUGGGAGCGCGUGCGAGCUCGUUCAUGGUCUGAGUCUCACUCUCAGGCGCUUCCAGUAACCGAGAGCGCCGGUGACCAGUGGUGGUCGCGGGGUUUGAGAGGCCUUAUGAAAUUGCGCGAGUGGUCGGAGAUAGUGGCGGGGCCACGCUGGAAAACGUUCAUUCGGCGGUUCAACCGGAACCGAAGUGGCAGUUCACGGCACGUGAGGAAAUACCAAUACGAUCCCUUGAGUUACGCCUUGAACUUCGACGAGGGUCCGGGGCAGAACGGGGAUUUUGAAGAUGACGCUUAUGACGCGCAUCGCAAUUUCUCCACACGUUACGCUGCAUCUCCUCCUUUUAAGUCCGUUUCCACUGGUUCGAACCAAGACGUCGCCGUUUUUAGCUAAGAAGAACGAGGAAUUGCCUGACUGCACUUAUUUUGGGAGUUUUGCUCCGGCGAACAAGCAAGUGCAGUUUAUUAUGUAUUUUAUCAUAAUAUCAAUAGCUUAUUUUUUGAUUGAUUAUACCAUUUUAAUUUUCUUUUUUCUUUUCUAUUUUUUACUUUUACAGAAGAGUUUUUUUUAUAUAGAUUUUUAGUAUUUUUUUUUUCCCUUCUUUCUUAUUUCUUUUAAUGUAAGUUUAUCUUUUUCUCUUUAGGUGUAAAUAUGAUAAAUGAGUGUUUUAAAAUACUUUUGUUCUUAAUUAGUGUUUUUAGUACGCUAAAGUUAACAUUUUUUUAAAGCAUAAUUCUCAGUAUAUUCUCAUUUUUG